AUUUUUGAAAAAGAUUUCGAGAGUACCCUGAAAAACAAUUCUUGUGUGGCCACUCCAAAUGAUGAAAAUGUACUAUUUUCAUAAUUAAAGGGUGAUUGUUGUAAUUAUAAUUCCCAUAAUACAACUUCCUUCUUUCUUUUUGGUAAUGACAGUAGUCUCCAUCCAUGUUUGAUGGUUGGUGGCAAUGGAGUUGCCGAAUCACAGUGAGCUAUCCCCACGCCUUUUAGGGUUUCUGGAUCACCAUUUCACCCCCACUCUCCACCACAAUCUAUGUUCAUCAUCAUCGGUAUUUUCAUUGUUAUUACCAUACAAUACAGCUUGCGAUCUCGAGGCGAAUUUGAGCACAGAGUGUGCUCAAUUAGAUGCUCAUCUCCAACACCUACACCAAAACCUAGCCAAACUCAUAAUCUCAUGGAUUUCUCGAUCAAUUGCAGCAAAAUCCACUCUCCACAAGCUCAAUCUAACAACAAUGUCCCCAUAUGGGAUUCAGAAUCAGAAGAUGCUGACCCAGGAUUUGCCUCAGCUUGCAAUGGAAUUGAACCGACUUGAAAAUAUUCGCAGUUAUGCUGAUACCACUCUACAGUUAGAAGCAAUGGUUGGAGAUCUUGAAGAUGCAGUUUUAUCUGUUGUGAAUAAAAAAAGGGGAAGUGUACUCGCUGCAAAUUGCUCAAAUCCAUCAGUUUCAACAGACCAAGGAUCAAGGGAAGAAAAGUUCUUUCAAGCUGUAAGAUCCAUGAAUUGUAUUGAGGAUUUGUUGGUCAGUCCUGUGAAGUUCCGACCUCAGUGGUGCCAUCUUAUGAAAUCUGUGGAUUCUAGAGUAGACAAAACAUUGACUUUGCUCCGGCGACAAGUUAUUGCAGAUCACCGAGCUCUUCUUUCAACUCUAGGGUGGCCACCAAAAGUUUUUACAUCAAAAAUAGAAAGUGGGAAGAUCUCUAUCCUUCCAAAUCCAUUGGUUCUGAUGCAAGUAGAUAAACAGAAGGCCUAUUCUGAGAGUUUUCUAGAACUUUGUGCUCUGCAGCAUUUGCAGACACGGAGGGAAAAGCGACAGCUUGGGCUUUUGGGAAAAAAGAAGCUGAAUACAGGGCUUUGGGCCAUUGAUGAACUGGCUUCUCCUAUUGCAUCACGGUCAGAAUAUCACUUCUCGAAAUGGGUUGAUCAGCCCGAGUUUAUCUUCUCUCUUGUGUCCAAGAUUACCAAAGAUUUUAUUGGCGGAGUUGAUGAUGUUUUACAGCCUCUUAUUGAUAGAGCAAAACUGGUGAGCUUGAGUGCUAAAGAAGCUUGGAUAUCUGUAAUGGUCCAAGCACUUUCUUCAUUUUUAGCAAAGCGAGUUUUCUGUGUUCUUGUCAAAAGAUACAAAGAGAAAAAGGAAAAGUCGGAGAUGAUUUCUUCAUGGCUUCAUUUAAUCGACCUUAUGGUUAAUUUUGACAAACAGAUGAUGUCACUUGUAAGUUCAGAAGCUUAUCUCUUCACGGAGGACUCUGAAAUGCUUGAAGGAUCGUCAAGAGGCUUAUCUGUGUUUUCAUUAUUUUCUGAUAGGCCUGAUUGGCUCAAAAUUUGGUCCAAAAUAGAGCUCAAGGUUGGGAGAAUGAAACUAAAAGAAGAAUCAAAGCAUGAGAGGGCUUGGUUGGCUGACACGAAAAAAGAAAUUGGAUCUGCUGUUGACACAACGACCGAGCGGUUUCUUCUUUAUACUAGGGAAGAUCAUAAAGCCCCCUUGAUUGUAGAAUCUGCGCUCAAACUUGCUUGGGAAAUGAUUGAACGCUGCAAAACUUUACCAGGCAUUUUGGCAAGGGCCCAAUUCAUCAGAUCAACUGCAGCUAAACUCCUCUUGUACCUUUUAAAAUUACUGUUUUUGCAGUACAAGGGAGUUGAAUUCCUUUCUACUGACUGCAAUGAUGGCUCCUUGCUGAAACUAUGUGCGGUGAUCAAUGGUGCUCGAUACUGUGAAUCUAAACUACAAGAAUGGAGCGACGAUGUCGAUUUUCUGGAGAUGAGAAUUGCUGAAAUUGAUAAAAACAUCUCUGUAAAAGAUGAUAUGAAUGAUAAUUCUCUCUUCUUUGGAGAAGAAAUAAAGAGCUUGGCCGAUCUGGAGACGCAUUUGCUAAUGGAAAUAAUUGCUGAUCUUCUUCAUCAAUUUGAGACUCUUACUGAGGAGUAUGCCCAAAAUAAGGACUGCUUUGAGCAAGAGGAAGAAGAUGAUGGCCUACAUAGAGCCUCAAAAGUCAUGGAUUUUUCUGUAUCUGUUGACAUUCUUGAAGCAUUGGAUACUUUGAGAAGUCAGCUUUGUAUCAUUAAUGCGAGUCUCAAUCCAAAGGACUUCUCAGAUUUGUGGAGAAGCGCCGCAGAUGGGCUAGACCGUUUUAUUUUUGGCAGCAUAUUCACAAGUGACUAUAGAUUCUCUGAGAAGGGUACCAGUCAGUUUGGAGCUGAUAUGCGAGCAUUGUUUGUUGUUUUUCAGCCAUUUUGUACUAAGCCUGAAGCAUUCUUUCCCUUUGUCAGAAAUUCUCUGAAAUUGUUAGAAAUGGAUAGGCGAGAUUUAGGGCAUUUGAAUUUUUGUAGUGUUACGCACUUGUCUUUUGAUCAAGCUGAAAAGAUUUUGAGGAAUAGGAAAUUUUGAAUUGCAUCUAGAGAGUUGAGAAAUGAGAAUUGAUUAUAUGUUUUUGAACUUUCA
This is a messenger RNA of Camellia sinensis, 2674 nucleotides long. RefSeq names its product RINT1-like protein MAG2L. Gene Ontology annotation, biological process: endoplasmic reticulum to Golgi vesicle-mediated transport; regulation of ER to Golgi vesicle-mediated transport; retrograde vesicle-mediated transport, Golgi to endoplasmic reticulum. NCBI's taxonomy places the organism in Eukaryota, Viridiplantae, Streptophyta, Magnoliopsida, Ericales, Theaceae. Gene Ontology annotation, cellular component: Dsl1/NZR complex. The record is from RefSeq and is a predicted model, not a curated record.